Eimeria maxima is the source of this 632-nucleotide messenger RNA. RefSeq lists its product as hypothetical. The record is from RefSeq and is a predicted model, not a curated record. The annotation marks the transcript as partial. The transcript has a single exon. NCBI's taxonomy places the organism in Eukaryota, Apicomplexa, Conoidasida, Eucoccidiorida, Eimeriidae.
AUGGCACCAGGCGUCAGGCCCAAGACAGCAGCAGCAGUAACAUCUGCUGCUGCAGGUAAAGCAGCAGAAGUAGCUGCAGCAGCAACAGCAGCAGAUAUAACUCCAUCUGCAGCAGAUGCAGCAGCAGCAACACACUCAACAGCAACAGAGGAAGGCAACACAUCUACACAUGACACUGGGGGGAAGAGAAGUGACACCGCAGAUGCUGACACAUGCAGCAGCAGCAGCAGCUGCAGCAGCAGCAGCAGCUACGGCAGCAGUAGCAGCAGAAACAUUAACAGUAGUAGCAGUAGCAUCAGUAGCAGUAGCAACAUCAAUAAGUCAAUCAGGGACGAGCAGCAGCAGCAGCAGCAACUGUAUGAGCAACAGUAUGACCAGCAGCAGCAGCAGCAGCAGCAGCAGCAGCAGCUGCAGCAGCAGGACUCCUUCGCUGAUGGCGAGGCAUUCCCCUCCUUAGAGGAACAAAGUAGGCAGCUGCAGGAGGCGAGGGCAUCAAUGCAGCAGCAGCAGGAGAGGAAGAGGCAGCAGCAGCAACAACAGCAGCAGCAGAAACAGCAGCAGCUGCAGCAAGAAGCUGAGGAAGCUGCAGAAGAUGCAGAAGAUCUAGAUAGUCUAGAAGACGCUUGCUGCAG